Chinchilla lanigera (long-tailed chinchilla) is the source of this 1148-nucleotide messenger RNA. It is a transcript of the gene Emc7, whose product is annotated as ER membrane protein complex subunit 7. Gene Ontology annotation, molecular function: carbohydrate binding. The coding region runs from base 98 to 832 and encodes 244 amino acids. Gene Ontology annotation, cellular component: EMC complex. The record is from RefSeq and is a predicted model, not a curated record. The transcript has 5 exons. Lineage: Eukaryota; Metazoa; Chordata; Mammalia; Rodentia; Chinchillidae.
UGGGCUCACAGCUCCCCGGAUUGGGCGCCCUGCGACGGUGACGCGGCUCCGGGCGGGGGACGGGCUUCCGGCCGCGGGCGCCUCUGUGGUUGGCGUCAUGGCGGGCGCUCCGUGGGGCCUCGCUGCCGGCCUGCUGCUGCUGCUGCUGCUGCUGUCGGGGGCUGCCCGGAGCUCGGAGGUGCCCGGCGCUGCCGCUGAGGGCUCGGGCGGCAGUGGCGUCGGCCCGGGAGAUCGCUUCAAGAUCGAGGGGCGUGCGGUCGUCCCCGGGGUGAAGCCGCAGGACUGGAUCUCGGCGGCCCGCGUGCUCGUAGACGGAGAGGAGCACGUCGGCUUUCUGAAGACAGAUGGCAGCUUUGUUGUUCAUGAUAUACCUUCUGGAUCUUACGUAGUAGAAGUUAGUUCUCCAGCGUACAAGUUUGAUCCUGUCCGAGUAGAUAUUACUUCAAAAGGAAAAAUGAGAGCAAGAUAUGUGAAUUACAUCAAAACAUCAGAGGUAGUCAGACUUCCCUAUCCUCUCCAAAUGAAAUCUUCAGGUCCACCUUCUUACUUUAUUAAAAGGGAGUCAUGGGGCUGGACAGACUUUCUGAUGAACCCAAUGGUUAUGAUGAUGGUUCUUCCAUUAUUGAUAUUUGUGCUCUUGCCCAAAGUGGUUAACACAAGUGAUCCCGACAUGAGACGGGAGAUGGAGCAGUCAAUGAACAUGCUGAAUUCCAACCAUGAAUUGCCUGAUGUUUCUGAGUUCAUGACAAGACUCUUCUCUUCAAAAUCAUCUGGCAAAUCUAGCAGUGGCAGCAGUAAAACAGGCAAAAGUGGGGCUGGCAAGAGAAGGUAGUCAGGUGUCUGCUGCUGGCAUUUGCACAGACAUGGCAACACUGGGUGUCAUCCACGUCCUGAGGGAAAACUGUAUGAAGUAACUACUGUAAACUUGGGUCAUCCUGAAGUUGAUCUCUUACAACUAUUGUAUAUGUUAACUUUUUAACAUGUUUUGUACUUGGUACAUAAGCAAACCCAGGUUUCAACCUUUGUCUGUAUGAGGUCAAUAUUGAUGUCACUGAAUUAAUUACAGUGUCCUAUAGAAAAUGACAUUAAUAAAUUAUAUGAAGUACUAUACAUUAUGUAUAUUAAAAGAAAUCUUACUCCACAGAUCA